CUUUAUUUUUAUCCAUUAAACAUUUAUAUAUCGGAUUAGUGUGUUUUUGUACUUUAGAGUUGAAAAGUGGGAAGUUUCUGCACAAUUCUAGAUUUUUGUAUCGUACUAACCUAGGUAUAUAAAUAAAUUCUCUAGCUAUUUAAUAAGUCUCGCAUGUAUAUUCAAAAUAGUGGUAACUUCUUUCGCAAGGAAUAUUUUCUGGGAGCUACAGAUCGUAACAGUGCGCUUGCAGAUAUAAGUGCAGUUCAUACUCUAUCGUCUUAGAUCAAUUUCCAAGCAUUUAAAAUGGUUACUCCACUUGCAGCAGGAGUUUCAGUAGCUGCUGUUGCCCUGGGGGGCAAAUAUCUCAUAGAGGCAUGGAAUGGUUUCAAAGCUCGACCUGUUGUUCCUCGGAUGCGAAAAUUUUACGAAGGUGGAUUCCAACCUGUUAUGACAAGGAGAGAAGCAGCCCUAAUUCUUGGUGUAAGGGAAAGAGUUGUGGAGGAAAAGAUUAAAGAGGCACAUAGAAGAGUAAUGUUUGCAAACCAUCCAGAUAGUGGCGGAAGUGACUAUUUAGCACUAAAAAUUAACGAGGCAAAGGAGAUUUUACUUGGACGGGGCAAGGGCAGUGGAUCUGCCUUCUAGAAUUGCUACAUUCUAUUUAUUCUUGACAUAUAUUUGUUUACUUGCAUGAGAAAUUGCAUCUCAUUGUGAUAGAAGCUCUGCAAGGGAUUAUUUUGAUUCCUAAAUUAAGAUAACUGAAGCUGUGUUUGGGAGAGGUCCUCUAUCUUUAGCAUCACUCGAACAUUUUCUAUGUAAGUUCUAGCAUUUUUGUCAAGAGCUUUUGGUGGCGGGAUAAACAUCUUAGUAUCGGCUAUAGAAUAACGAGAGCAAGUCAUAUUGCUAGAUUAUUAUUGGAUACAUUUUAUAUAACAAAAAUUGCUUUUGUUUAUCACCAAA
This is a messenger RNA of Cryptomeria japonica (Japanese cedar), 939 nucleotides long. Its product is annotated as mitochondrial import inner membrane translocase subunit TIM14-3. Gene Ontology annotation, cellular component: PAM complex, Tim23 associated import motor. NCBI's taxonomy places the organism in Eukaryota, Viridiplantae, Streptophyta, Pinopsida, Cupressales, Cupressaceae. The record is from RefSeq and is a predicted model, not a curated record. Gene Ontology annotation, biological process: protein import into mitochondrial matrix. The transcript is spliced from 4 exons. Gene Ontology annotation, molecular function: ATPase activator activity. Bases 286 to 624 code for a protein of 112 amino acids.